Rasamsonia emersonii CBS 393.64 is the source of this 684-nucleotide messenger RNA. RefSeq lists its product as uncharacterized. The transcript has 4 exons. The record is from RefSeq and is a predicted model, not a curated record. NCBI's taxonomy places the organism in Eukaryota, Fungi, Ascomycota, Eurotiomycetes, Eurotiales, Trichocomaceae. Bases 1 to 684 code for a protein of 227 amino acids.
AUGGCUGCCCCCGCAGAUGUCACCAUUCAAAACCUGAGUGGCGUUUUUUCAAUGGACAAAGCCAACUCCACGGAUCCAGACGCAAUUCUGCAGCUGCAAGGAAUCAGCUGGAUCGUCCGCAAAGCCAUCCAAUAUGCGACCGUCACCCUCCACGUCACCCAGUACACUGAGACCGAUCCCGAAACGUCGAAGCCCGUUGUCAAGAUUGACAUUUCCCAGGUCACGACGGGUGGUCUGAGCGGCACGACUGAGAAGCGUGUCAUGAACUGGACGGAGAGGGAGCACAAGGACCACAUCUUCGGCACCGUUGUUGGAAAGAGCCGCUUUUUCCGCGGAUCCAAGGGCGCUGACGGCAAAGUGCGGCCGAACGUCGACGUGCAGACGAAUGUCCAAGAUGAGAAGGUCCGCAGGUUCCUGAGAGGCGAGAUCCUCGCCGAUGGAACCGAAGUGGAGGGUUUUCUGGUUGAGGAGCCUACCGGUGAUGACCUGGGCGAGGGCGAGGGGCUCUGGCUGCAGAGCUUUGUGCGCAACGUGGACAGCGGCUGGACCGCUGAGCAGAUCUGGGGCUUCGAAAUUGUCAAUGGCGAACGCCGCUACACUCGCCGUAUCGCCGUUGCAGACAAAAACGGAAACUACCAACUGGGCCGGAUGGUCUACUCCUUCCAGGGACGCAAGGAGCAGUGA